Caretta caretta (loggerhead turtle) is the source of this 1971-nucleotide messenger RNA. It is a transcript of the gene FOXN1, whose product is annotated as forkhead box N1. Lineage: Eukaryota; Metazoa; Chordata; Testudines; Cheloniidae. Gene Ontology annotation, biological process: regulation of transcription by RNA polymerase II. Gene Ontology annotation, molecular function: DNA-binding transcription factor activity, RNA polymerase II-specific; transcription cis-regulatory region binding. The record is from RefSeq and is a predicted model, not a curated record.
AUGGUUUCAUUGCUUGAAGAUCAACCUAAUAUUAAAUUCUCUUCUUCGGACUGUCUGGAAAGUGACCAACAAGACAACCUCAUGCAGACACAAGGGGACCCAAGCUCCCCAGCUCAGCAAACUGAUAAUCCCAGUUUCAGUUGCCAGUCGUAUGAUCCAGACAGCAGGACAGAAAGAAAAAGUUCAGAAUCUUCUCACAGCCCAAGUCCCUCUUCUCCAACCCAGGAUCAAAUCCAUGGGAGAUUUCCUGCCAACCAAGGAAUUCACUCUGGCAAGUGCAAAUUUAAAGUCUCUCCCAACGCUGAGAAAUUCAGAAGGUAUAGCUAUGAAGAAAGCACUGCAGGAAACUAUGGCAGGUUCCUCAAGAGCAGCAGGAACCCCUUCCAUCCUUAUAAAAGAGAGUUCAGUGAAGAUGUCUUCCAAGAUACUCAUCCAGCCCUCACACUGGAUAGUAAUUCCUUCAAAAAUGCAAGAAGCGUUGAGGGUUUUGAAGAGCUACCAGGAUCUACAGGCACUAGAGAGUCAGAGUCCUUUCCCACACAUAUUCAGAACAUUUCCACAGAACCGACAUGGUGCAACAAUCUCCAGUACAACCCCACAGGCCAAGAUCACAGUUCCCAAGUCAUGCGGGAUUCAGAGGUCAAGCUUAAGACACCUCCACUGGAAGGGCAGCCCAGUCUAUACUGUUACCAGCCUCCAGUACAGCAAAUGUACUGCCCCUCACACCCAUUUCACCAGUAUUCCUCAGGAGGCAGUUAUCCUGUAACCUAUAUUACCUCAUCACACUAUCCUUACCAGAGAAUCGCUCCUCAAGGGAGUCAAGAAUCCCAGCAGCCUCUGUUUCCUAAACCCAUCUACUCCUACAGCAUCCUGAUCUUCAUGGCGCUCAAAAACAGCAAAACAGGGAGUCUCCCGGUCAGUGAGAUUUACAAUUUCAUGACGGAACACUUUCCUUACUUUAAGACAGCUCCAGAUGGUUGGAAGAACUCUGUACGCCAUAACUUAUCCUUGAACAAAUGCUUUGAGAAAGUUGAAAACAAGUCAGGUGGCUCUUCUCGGAAAGGCUGUUUGUGGGCACUGAAUCCAGCCAAAAUUGAUAAGAUGCAGGAAGAGCUUCAGAAAUGGAAGAGGAAAGAUCCAGUUGCUGUGAGGAAGAGUAUGGCAAAGCCAGAAGAACUUGACACAUUGAUAGGAGACAAGGCUGAAAAACUAAGAUCUUCAAUCGUGUCCUGCAAUCCAACUGGUGUGGCAAGUUCAGCAGUUUCCAGACAGAUGUCAGUCCAGCCCCAUUCUCUGUCUGAGUCAUCCCCGUCGUCUAAUAUCCAACAGCCUUUACACACCAUUCACACAACAGGACCUCUACGUGCCAAGAACGCACUACCAAGUUUGCUUGGAGGGCACCAAACUCCAUGUUAUACAUCACCACAGGUUUUCCCUCAGAUCUCACCUACCUUAAUGCAACAAUCACCUGGUAUCCCUCAGAGCAUCUUCCCUUCUGCAGAUACUCAAAUUGAACUCAGAGCACAACCUAGCACCACCCAAGACUCACCCUUGCCAGCCCAGACCCCUCCCAUACAUGGUAUGAAGAUGUUGACAGAGCACUCCACAGCCAGGACAAUGCAGGACACACUCAUGCAAGAAGCAGACAUGAGCAAUGAUAUUGAUGCUCUUAACCCUUCCCUGAUUGACUUUGAUCUCCAAGGAAAUCUUUGGGAAGAACUGAAAGAUGACAGCCUGGCUGUGGAUCCCUUGGUUCUCAUUUCAACAUCCCCAAUAUCCUCUCAGUGCUUCCCUUCUCACUAUCAGAUGGAUAGUAACAGCAGCAAUAACCUCACCACCCAGAAUAGCAAUCCACAUAGCAGCUUACCUGACUUACAACUCACUACGCUUUACUCUGCCUUUAUGGAAUUGGAUACAGUGUCCACAGCCUACUUGAAUAAUUCUGGAUCCAAGCCUAUAGCACUAGUGUGA